Messenger RNA from Paramecium octaurelia, 605 nucleotides. The record is from the annotation of a GenBank genome assembly. NCBI's taxonomy places the organism in Eukaryota, Ciliophora, Oligohymenophorea, Peniculida, Parameciidae.
AUGAACAUUUUAUUAGAAAAACUUAACCCGUUAGUUACAAAGUGUGGUCUUGAUAAUAUGGAUGAGAUUGAAAUCCUAAAGGGACCAUGCAAAAAAAUAGGAGUUCGUCCUGCUCAUGUUGUGUUUAUUUGUGCAGUUGUUUCUGUGGCCAGCAUUGUGCUAGGAAUUGCAGCACGUUUUCUAUCCACUUUCGUUUCCAUGAUAUAUCCUGCUUAUAGAAGUAUUAAGGCAAUAGAGUCAGACAGUACUUAGUGUUAAAUAACAUGAUAGACAAAGAAGAUGACAGACAAUGGCUAUCAUAUUGGAUAUUGUUUUCGCUCAUCACAUUGGCAGAUUCAAGCAUAGGAUUUGUUUUGGAAUUUAUACCGUUCUACCACGUGAUUAGAUUGGCUUUGUUUGUCGUUCUCUUCCAUCCAUCCUUUAACGGAGCAGAGAAGGUGUACAAAAUUGUAAGAUAGUUCUCUUAUUGUUAUAGGUUGUUCAACCAGUUUACUUGAAAUACCAUAAACACAUUGAUUAAUAGAUAGAUUAGGUGUCUAACAAACUGAAAAACCAGAAUAUGUAUUGAUAGAAUUACAGGGAUUUGCAUUGAUUGUAUAAUGAAG